AUGUGCCCCCUCCUUGUGCGCCGGCUCGGAGGCGGGAAAGGAAACGUCAUUGCCUGUCUGCCUCCCAAGCCCCUCCCCUGUCCGCCUGGCUGAUUGCUGCCUCCCAAGCUCCUUUCCUUCUGCCUGGCCGCCAACCAGAUUCCCGUCUGCCGUUCCCCUCGCGCCCCUUUUCGCCUCGCCAUGAGGCACUAUCCGCAGGGACAGCCGGCGCCCGCCACGCCGGCAGACAGCCUCCCAAUCAUGCCUCUCUAUGGUACGGGGGACUUUGCGUCACUCGUGUCUCGGGUUGAGCCCUCGCACACCGGGGGCGCCGGCCACUACGAUGACAUACUUGCCUUCCAGGCGCGACUCAUUCAAUCCCGAGCUCACAAGGAGUCCUCGCCCCGGAGACACUACGCCCUUCUCGCGGUUCUUGGUGUGACUGGGGCCUGCGCCACCUUGCUCGGCACCUUGACGCUCUAUCAAAGCGGUCUCACCUGGGCUUCCCUGGCUCUGGGGGCCGCAUCACUGGGCGUCACCCUGCUGGCCAGUGUGGCUGCCUUCCUCCUGCAGGAGCGUUUCGUCAAGUCCAGUCUCAUUUUGUCAUCGCACGAGCCCAUUCGUCCGGGGCCGGCCGGCCCAGGCAUGGAGCAAUCCACCACGCCGAGCGCGCCGCCCUCCGGGACUGACCGAGUCCUGCGAAUGUUCAGCAUGAUGCAGCCGCCAGUGGCUGGGCGUUCGGCAGGCAUGCCGGCCACCGGACACUCAGCAUCUGGCGGAGGGCCGGCCUCAUCGCCAUCCACCCCAUACGCCGGUUCCUCGUCCAUCCGAUUGAUGGAGGAGAUGCUGCCGUCCAAGUUCAUCGAGGACUUCGAGUCACACCGGUACCAUCGCAAUCGAGCCAGCGGGCGGGCUUAGUGCUCGCUCGCUCGGUCGCUCCCCUCUUCUCUCUCUUCCAGGCCCCUCGAGCCGUGGGUCAGUGCAAGAGCUAGGAAGGGAAUCCCCCCCCC
Molecule: messenger RNA, 989 nt
Organism: Fonticula alba
Lineage: Eukaryota; Rotosphaerida; Fonticulaceae
Exons: 4
Coding region: 181-897 (238 amino acids)
Source: RefSeq, a predicted model, not a curated record